Mizuhopecten yessoensis (Yesso scallop) is the source of this 1152-nucleotide messenger RNA. RefSeq lists its product as uncharacterized. Lineage: Eukaryota; Metazoa; Mollusca; Bivalvia; Pectinida; Pectinidae. The record is from RefSeq and is a predicted model, not a curated record. Bases 1 to 1152 code for a protein of 383 amino acids. The transcript is spliced from 3 exons.
AUGUUUGUGUCGCCGGACAUUGAAAACAAGCUAGAAGCUCAGACUCUGUCUCUCUAUCAACAAAUGGAGGAGGAUAACACCAAGCUACUACAAACCUACAAACAGGACCUGGAAAUGUACAGUACUAAGUUAAAACACCAAGCACAGGAAUGUAAGAUAGCACUUCAGCGUGGCUCUGACAUACAAGUCUACGACACAGGACAUGAGAUUCAAUCUUCUGCCACUCUCCCUGUAAAACCUACCCUGUGUACUGCUAGCUUCAGUCCGAACCGAAAUCCUCAGGGUCACCUGGAACAAGCUUUCGGAGAAGUUAACACCUCAGAUCAAUGUCAGGGUCAGGGCUUACUUGGAUCAUCCACUGGACAAAGACUUCCCUCUACACAACACAGAUCAAAAGGGGAAAAAGAAUUGACCAGUCCAGUGUAUAUUCUGUUGCCUCAGACCAAGGUGUUGGGGGAGUUGAUUUCUCCAUGUGACAUUACUUCUGUAUGUCCCAUCACUGAUGGUCAGGUGUGGACCAGUUACUUUUACAGUAACACCUUAACUCUCCUGGACAGGAAGGGCAAAGUAAUACAGGAGGUUACACACAAUGCUGAGAUCAUAGACAUAAGUCUGUCACCCACAACCAACACACUGUGGAUCUGUGACAGGAAAAAUAACAUCACAGAGCUCGUGUCAGGAGGACUAGUACACAGCGAGGGUUCAUUGCCAGAAGCUACAGGGACUGGGAAACCAUUAGUGUGUAGACCAUACAGGAUCUCAGAGUGUCCUGUCACUCACAAUGUCGCAGUGGUUGACUUUGAUAAUAAAAAUCAAGGUGGUGAAGGGAAACCACGUUUUGUUGUCAUGGAUACAGAUUUCAAGGAACUAUUUGUGUAUGGUGGUGAAGUCCUCCAUACAUAUCAACCACCAUCACAGUCAGAAGGUGAAAGGUUUAACCCAUAUGGUGUUGUGUAUGACAGUGUGGGUAACCUUGUCAUCGGGGACUUUAACAAUAAGAGUGUCGUACUCAUCAGUGGGUGUGGUGAGUUCCUCAGGAUCUUACACAAAGAUGGUUACUGUGCCUAUGCCAUUAGAGUACACAAGAAGGAUGUCCUAUGGGUUGUGUUUGGGGUUAACAAAGUCAAACUCCUACACUACAGCAGUGUGUGA